AUGGAAGUCGGGGAGACUUCUCGUAGGAAAAGUCGUAGAAAUAAGUUGAUCAUAUGUUCGUCUAAUGAAAUGUUACCUAAGAUAUGGGAAAAAUUCCCGGAAGACCUCUUUGAAGUCGUUGGGGCGAGACUCCCAACAUCUACCUUCUUUCGUUUCCUUUGUGUUAGUAGAAAGUGGAACUCCAUGUUGACUUCUCAUUCGUUUCGGGACCAAUAUGCUCAAAUUCCCAUCUCCCAACCUUGGUUCUACACCAUCACCCACGACAAUGUAAACACCGCAGCCAUUUAUGACCCCUCCUCGAAUAAAUGGCACCAUCAAAAAGUUCAUUCUUUCUUAGAGAAGUUGGUUAUCUACCCUCUAGCUUCUAUCGGUGGUAUAAUUUGUUUUGUCAAUAUUCAUCGUACCCGUUUUUUCGUGGGUAACCCGCUUACUCAGACAUUCAAGGAGCUUCCAGCUUGUUCAAGCAUGGAUUGGUCUCAAGUAGCCGUUGGAAUGUGGAUGAAUGGAAAAUCCACAAUCGAGGGCUAUAAGAUCCUCUUCUUAGGUUGCAAUGGCCAGUACAUAAUUUUUGAUUCCAACAAGAAUAAAUGGUAUGAAUCAAAAGUUAUUUCAACGAGCAUAAGGUUGCCGUAUAUUUUGAACUUGCGCUCGCAGGCUAUCUCCGUGGAUGGUUGUCUUUACUUUAUGUCUUCAUAUCCAAACGGUAUGGUCUGCUACAAUACGUUGUCUGGAAUUUGGAAUCAUUUCUCAGUCCCGAUUCUACAUGAUAUGAUUUCUGGCCGAUUUCUCGUAGAAUGUGGGGGACGAAUCAUGUUCGUUUGUGUGAUGAUAAAAUCGUGUGUUUCUAUUUGCAUUUGGGAGUUUGAAAAAACAACAUUAUUAUGGAAGUACUUCGACAAAAUGCCACGUGAGUUGUGCUUGAAAUUGUACAAGAAGGGCGCAAAUAUGAUUUGUGUAGGUAAUAAAGAUAUGAUCUUUCUGUGCUUUAGUUCUGAAAAAUUGUUCAUGUUAGUAACAUAUGAUGUUGUGAAGAAAGAAUGGUUUAAAGCUCCAAGAUCUUUACUUCCCCGAGGAAUGGCGUAUCAAAGGUUUCGACAUAAAAUCGCAUUUUAUCCAUGCAUUACUGCAACACCUUAG
Impatiens glandulifera is the source of this 1137-nucleotide messenger RNA. RefSeq names its product F-box only protein 6-like. The record is from RefSeq and is a predicted model, not a curated record. Gene Ontology annotation, molecular function: protein binding. The transcript has a single exon. Lineage: Eukaryota; Viridiplantae; Streptophyta; Magnoliopsida; Ericales; Balsaminaceae. Bases 1 to 1137 code for a protein of 378 amino acids.